Molecule: messenger RNA, 1578 nt
Organism: Cotesia glomerata
Lineage: Eukaryota; Metazoa; Arthropoda; Insecta; Hymenoptera; Braconidae
Exons: 1
Coding region: 1-1578 (525 amino acids)
Molecular function (GO): zinc ion binding; nucleic acid binding
Source: RefSeq, a predicted model, not a curated record
AUGGGAAUGAUGAAUCCAACGACAAUAUCGUUUACGGUGCAGGGGAGGGAUACCUCAGUGCCGGCGGCUAGCAGUGGUCAGACGGGCUGCUCGUCGUCGUUAUCCAGCGACCGUUUGGACAGAGGGGUGGACCCCAAGGCCCCUCUGUCUGGUACAGCUACUGGGAGUAAAUUGGAUGAGAUGGUUUCACUCCACGGAAAAAGGGACGAAGCCAUAGGAAAGGAGGAUAAUUUGUUGGAGGAGCUCCAGGAACUUUUAAAGGAGACACUCAAGACCAUCCGAUCAAAACGGACGGUGUCAAACGAGGUCACCAAAGGUGUGAAGGAGGCAGAGAGGCUACUCCUAGAGAGCCUCGUAAGCCGUAAGUCCUGGAAGAUAGCUCAGCGAGAGCUGUCCCAGAAGGAGAGGGAGGAAAGGCAGAGACUGCUCGAGGACUUCGGGAGCCAGCGUCAGGCUCUUCAAGUAGCAGCAGCACAGACGCCGAACACCGAGAGUAAAAAGAGACAGGCGAUGAGUCCACCAGAAGGACCAGAAAAACAUGUGCUGAAGCAGGCAAACGGCAGUUUCACAGUGGCCACUGUCAGGGGAAAAAGACAGCGCACUGGAAAUGAUGUCAAGACAGGUGUAGAAACACAAGAGAUGGAAGUUGACAGUCAGAAGAAACCGGAGGAGCCGUUUAAACUGGUGGAAAAGAAAAAGAAGAAGAAGAAAAAGAAACAAAUAGAGGAAGGAACAGGGGACCAGGUAGACCUGGUAGUGACAGUGGAGCCGGAAGGACCAGGAAUAGGGACUACAGGACCAGGACCAGGGACAAAGCGGAUCACAGCAGCCAAGGGCGACCGGAGACCGAGGAAGAAGCAACGACCGGAGGCAGUGCUGAUUGACCCAGGUAAGUCCCGGUCUUCUGAUGAGGUUCUGAGGGCUUUGCGCUUGGGACUUCGUCCGGAGGAAAUGGGUCUGGGGGUUAAGGCCGUGAGGACCGCCAGAAAAGGUGGUCUUCUCAUCGAGUUCGAGGGAUCUGUUAAAGAUCGCUCGGCGCUCGGUAAUAAGAUCACUGAGGUAGCCGGAGGAGACGUGGAGGUGCGCCAUCUCGCCCCUACCACUACGCUGGUAAUAGACGGGAUGGACUCCGCUACGACGGUCGAAGAGGUUAAGGCGGCCCUGGCAGGAGCUAUCGGUGGGACUGCGGAUGGACUCAACGUGUCCAUCACGAAACCCAAUAAAUGGGGAUCCAUCCGCGCUUUCAUCGAGGCUAGACUUGGGGCUGCUGCAGCCUUGGAGACCUUGGGAAAGGUCAAGGUCGGCUGGCUGGUUUGCCGAAUCCGCCGUUGGGAGCGACUCGAUCGGUGCUAUCGCUGCCAUGGACUGGGCCACUUAGCUGGCUCGUGCAAGGCAGGGGAAGACCGGAGCGGUUGCUGCUGGCGAUGUGGUGAGGCGGAUCACAAGUCGAAGACCUGUACCAAGCCUCCGCGCUGCCAUCUCUGUGAAGCGGUGGGAAGCGGGCAAGCCUUCGAUCACGUGGCAGGUUCUGGACGGUGUACGACCUAUCGGGAGGUACUCCAAAAGAAAAAUGGCUAA